Molecule: messenger RNA, 3877 nt
Organism: Linum trigynum
Lineage: Eukaryota; Viridiplantae; Streptophyta; Magnoliopsida; Malpighiales; Linaceae
Source: the annotation of a GenBank genome assembly
GACUUGCAUAUGGAAUUGCAUUUGUUGCAAGCUUGCAAAUAUGCAAUUGGUAGCCAUAUCAAUGCAAUUGGGUUUGCAAUUGCAAAUACCUAUGCCAUGUCAUUUUGCAAUUGAGAAUGCAAUACCAAUGUGGAUGCUCUAAUGAAUUCCAAAAUAGUUCAUGGCAUUAUUUUACCAUUGACUUCCUCCUUCCAAAAAGAGCUGUUUGCCCUGACCUUUCUCUCCUUCCUACUGUACGAACCCAUCAGUUUCUUGUACAACUGAAUUUCACCCCUACAACCGAUGGGUAAUAUCCAAUGUGUAUACGCUGCAACCCAUAUAAUUCCCAAACCCUGUCUUCUUCUCCAUUCUUUUCUUCCCAUGCUCUGUUUUUACCACCACUAGAGACAACCCUCCAAAAGAAGAAGAAAACAAGCAAGGAACUAGGAAGGAUGUUUAGCCAGACGCCUUCCUUCAUCAAGGUCUUGGUUGGGUGUUUCUCCAUGAAGCUGAGGAUUCCAGAUUCAUUCAUCUACGCGUUCGGCCAAGAUCUGGACGGGAAAGUGACCUUGAAGCCCAAUGCAGGGACUCCCGCGGUUGUCUCCGUGGAGUGGGGAAGCAGGGGAUGUUUCUUCGGAGCUGGAUGGCCGUCGUUUGUCGAUGAUAAUGGUCUCCAAGAAGGCGACUACCUGGUUUUCAACUUCACUGGCAGCGAAACCGUCGAUGUCGUCAUUUACGACCCAACUGGCUGCGUCAAGAGAAUUGAGGAAGUUCAGACCAGCAAGCAUUGUCCAGGUUCUGCGAGGAAUCGCGAAACAGAGCCAUCCCCUGAAAACCCCAGAAACGGAAUGGGGAAAGAGGGGAAAAGAGAAGCUCAAACCCGCAUGCCAGAAAGGAAUCUCAGAACAGAGCAACUCCGCCAAACUACGAGGCCUCUCCGAAGCUCAAGAAGGAGUUUCAGAACAGAGCAACUCCCCCAAACCAGUAAACGAAUGGCGAAAGGUUCAGAGUUGAACCCACAAGAAGCUCCAAUCAAGACAGAGCCAGAAGAAGGGUAUUUUUCUGGCGAUGCUUCUCAAGGUUUGGAUGCUUGCUUCCAAGUAGUUUACAAGAAGUACAUGGAAUUCAAUGUGUGCAUCCCACUGAGAUUUUGUACAAUCGCUCGGCUGGAAAUGAAGGACAGUGUUCAACUUCAGGAUCCAAGCGGCAGAGUUUGGCCAGUUGCACUAAUAGCAGGAGGAGGCAGGAGGAGAUCAAGCAAACGAUUCGGUAGUGGCUGGCCUGCCUUUGCUGCUGCUAAUAGCGUGGCUUUUGGAGACAGAAUCGAUUUCCAUUACAAGCCUGAACUGGGUGUCUUCCAGGUGGAGAUACACAAGCCAAAGAACAAUACUUGCAACGAUUCUGAAACUGGGAAGCGGCCAUGGAAGAGAUCUGAUGGUGGAAAUCAUGAAAGGAGCAAGCUUUUCCAAAGUUAUGGAUGGAACUCCGAAACAGAGAAAUUGCCCAAACCCAGAAAAGGUUUACAGAGGAAACGAGGAGCUCCAGCUAAAACAAAGUUCAGAAAAGGUCAUUCUUCUGGCAACAAUGCUUCUCCAGGUUUGGCUGAUUCCUACCAAGCCAUUUACAAGAAGCACAUGAAACGCUCUAAUUACAUGUGCAUGCCGACGAGAUUUUCUGAAGCCACGAAGCUGUCACAGAGGAAAACUGCUCAACUUGAGGACCCAAGAGGGAAAGUGUGGACGGUUUCUGUAAUCUCAAUACGGAAUGGCAGGCAGAGACGGUUCAGUCGUGGCUGGCCGGCCUUGGCCGCAGCUAAUGGCUUGGCUGUUGGAGACGGAAUCGAGUUCACUUACAAGCCUGAUUUGGAUUUGAUCCAGGUGAAGAUACACAAACGAAAGUCCAAUGCUGGAAACGAUUCUGAAAUCUGAAGUUGGAGAGGAAGAGGUAAUGGAAGAGAAGUGGGCAAGUGGUGUUGUAAAGCUUUUAGAUUGAAAAGAGGUAGCGCCUAGGGCUAGUAAUUGUAGUCUUUUUUACUGGUAGGGGUUUCAGUAUGUCGCUAAGGUAAUGAACAGCAUGAUGAAAUUGCAGAUCAGCAGAUGGGGUUUCAGUUUGUCAUUUCACUUUGUUUGAUUUCAGACCCUCAGUAAUGGAAGUUACUUCCCCUUAGUAAAAAGGUCAGUAGAGCUUAAAAUGUGGUGGUGGUAAAAAGUGAGGUUAAAAGUUAAGAAGUUUUGACAUCCCAAAAUGGCUACAGUACAAGUAAUGAAUAGCUCAUAGUGAGAAGGGUUUCAAGAAUUCACAGCCCAGACCCAGAGUAUUAAAACCGAAACAUGCAGGGCUAAAAGACAGCACCCACCCCAAACUUCCUUAGCGGACUAGUACUAGCACUAUGGAAUCAAACAGAGAGAUAAAGGUUACCAUUGCUCAACCUCGUAGAGCUAGAGCUCUACCUUUUUGAGUUAGUAUGCUUUCAUUGUCGUCAUGGUAUUGUAGUAUACGUUGUUAUUGAUGACUGAAUCUGUCUUAUGUACUAUUUUCUUUUUAAAAUAGUGUCUGAUAGAGAUGUGAGUUGCUUGUGCUGUCAAUGACGGUCAGAUAAGUUAGAGCAGUAUAUAGUAAUGCUAAAAUGAGAAAUUCAUAUAAUGUUGACAUAUUGAUAUAGAUAAACAUGGAAUGCUCAGAUGGUACUUGGCACAAAUUACUCAGCAUGCGAACAUACUUCUAAUCAGUGCCGACGAUCGUCGACUCUUGAUUCUAGUGCUUUAUGUCAAUGUGAGUAAUUGUUGUUUUUGUUCUUACGCCGUGGUAUCCAUCAUCUACUCGAAGCUCUAUUUUGAGUUAGUAACACCUAUUAUGAUUGUUUGUAUGCACUCAUGAUUGUCACGAUGCUGUAAUCUAUGUUGUUAUCUAAUAACAUAACUUGUUAUAUGUAAUGUUUUCUCUCUUUAGAAACAAAUCGACGCCUAAUAAAGUAUGAGUUGAUAAUGUUAGCAACUAAAAGGAUAAGUUUGAAGGUGUGCUUAAAAGAAUCUUUUAUGUAAUGUUUUUUUUUAUAGAUAAAGAUUGAAAUUUGAAGAUCCGAUUUUGACUCCUUUUAGCUCAAACUAAUGGUUCCUUUCUGGACUGGUGUAAUUGAGCAGACUGGCUCCUAGUGUGGGUUAAAGUUUGUUCCUUUAGGUUUCAGUUUGGCAAUUAAUGAUGAAAAUUGCUGUUGGAAAGAAGUGAAAGCUCAUUUCACACUUUGUUUCAUCUCAAACCCACAGCAACUGACGUUACCGUGCCAAAGUGACAGUAAGUCUACUAUCUAUAUAAUACGCUCUUCCCCAUUUCAAAUUUGCUGCCUCCGGAGCAUUUGUCGGAGGGACAAUCUUGGAAAUCAACAAUAUUUUCGGAUGCUGACGGCAGCCAAUUUAGUCGGGCUUUUUUUCCUCUUUCGCCGACCUGGCAGCCCAUUUUCGGAUAUUUGUAUUCUUCUUUCUCUUUCUUUCCUCUGCACGACAAACAACCCUCGGCGAAAUCCAUUAAAGCAGUUCACCACUCCAGAAUAGGAUUAACUCCCGGCGAAUGGUUCAACAGCGAAUGGUUCAACAGAAGCCUCCCAGGUGUUUAGCCUUCGAUUUCCAUUUCUCUUCUCCCACCUCUUAGUCUGAAGAAAAUUCUGCGUGCGAGGUAAGAUACAGGUGUAAUCAAAGGUUGUGUUUCUAUCCCUCUCCCUCUUUAGUUCUUAACCCAUAUCAAUAUUAUAGUGGCACUGGUUUGUUCCAGCGGAGGUCACCAGCGUAGCUGCUUCCCUGCUUCUCGGAUCGCCGCCAAACACCUGUUGGGGUCCCUGAAUUUGUGUCGGCGAUUGUAUUAUUCACAGGUUUGUUUUAUCUUUGAAUAAACCAAAAAAAGGUAA